AUCAGAGUCAUGGGAGAAAAAAGCACGAUUGACAGCCAUGACGUUCCAGGGUCAUACAGCGGUGGAGCAGGGGACACGCUUCAGCACAGUGAAGACACAGAUGUAUUUUCUGAACAGGAGCUCCUUGACAUCAUGUAUGACACAUGUGAUGCCAGCAACACAGGAGAAGUAUUGGCUUCCUGCAUCAUGCAGUACCUGCAAACUCUCACAGUUCAGAGCGCGGAGGGGGACAGAUUGUCUUCUCUGCGACACCUCCUGGAUCCACACCUUCAGGACCCACACGUGAGCAGGGAGACUUUCCAGUCCACUAUGAGGAUGUGGAUUGCCCAGUGCCGUCAAGACAGCUCGGAUGUCAUGUGUGUGCCUUGGCCAGACUACUCUGAAUGGUCUGCAAAUGCUCCCCCAGAGGGCCACCAUUGUUCCUGUGGAAGACAGGACCUGUCUGGUAUAGUGGCUGAUCUGAAGCGAGCUCGUCGCCAGCUGAGUGAGCACAACCGCAGCCUGUUGAGGAUGCUGGCUCAGUGCGAGGAUGAAAACCUGCAGCUCAGCCUGGAGAUCACAGAGCUGCAGGCCGAGCUGGUAAGUGCUCAGAGAUCAUCCGUCAAAGGCCGAUCUGCGACAGAGGAGCUGGAAGAGACCCGUCGGACACUAAAAGAGGUUCAGGAAACAGCCAGCCAUACCCAGAGAAGGUUCAGCCAGCUGACCGCCGAGACCGAACGCUUGAGAAUUCACAUUAGAGCGCUCGAAGACAAGAAUGAAAAACUUACCUUUGAAAGGGCCUACGCUGAAGAGAGUGUAGAUGAACUGAAGAGGGUUAACACCAAGUUAAGGGCACAGCAUGAAGAAACCCUGACUCUGAUGAUGCUGAAAGACAAAGAAAUCACAAAGAAAAACAUCCUGAUGGACAAGAUGAAGACCUUUCAUGUGGAAAAUCACAAUAUGAUGGAGGGUCUGCAGUCAGAGCUGAGGAGAUUACAGGAGCAUUCACAUCGGCAACUCCUCAGGUUCGACAGACAGCGUGCCACCCCUCAGAGUUUCCACAGUUUAGGUCCUCCCAACCAGCACUCUUUGCAGACUGAGACGCAGAACCUGCAGCCGGUUGGUAUCGCUACAGCACACAUCCUCUUCUUCAUGUGGUCCUAUCUGACACGUAUCUUUGUCUGCAGCAGCCUCACAGAGGUCGAGGUGACAACAGCGUUCCAGUGGUCCACUCACCCGGAGGAGAUAUCCUGUGCAUCCUUCGCAGGAUCAAGAGAGAUGAAACAUCUCAUCAGCUGCUGCACAGCGAAUGUCCACAGAAGGAGAGGCCUUUCCCUCGCCGCCGGCGGCAACAGGCAGCUCUGA
Fundulus heteroclitus (mummichog) is the source of this 1344-nucleotide messenger RNA. Its product is annotated as inositol 1,4,5-triphosphate receptor associated 2-like. Gene Ontology annotation, cellular component: nuclear outer membrane; lateral element; chromosome, telomeric region. The transcript has 14 exons. The record is from RefSeq and is a predicted model, not a curated record. Gene Ontology annotation, molecular function: dynein complex binding. Bases 10 to 1344 code for a protein of 444 amino acids. Gene Ontology annotation, biological process: telomere localization; chromosome localization to nuclear envelope involved in homologous chromosome segregation; spindle localization. NCBI's taxonomy places the organism in Eukaryota, Metazoa, Chordata, Actinopteri, Cyprinodontiformes, Fundulidae.